AGAUGCAGAAGAUCAUUUCAGGUGCAAGACUGAUUUAUUACAGAGUGAACUCCAAGGCUGGAAUGGGGCGUGUGAACAGAACUCGGGAGAAAAUAAUUCAAUGUUGACGUCGGAUUUGGAAAGAGGGGGAUAUUUUUUUGCACGGAUCCAUCUGCAGAGUGGAGGCACGUCAGAGGAGCGUUUUUGAUCCCCGCUGUCACAUGGACCCUCUCAGAACCCCACUAGCGGAGCGAGAAGGAGCAACUCUCUCAUUUUGAAUUCUUGGUCUUGGAAUUUUUUUUUUUUUCAUCCCUGCCCAAUUGAAAACCAAUUUGGGAAGGGCGGCUAUGGCUUGGCCGUGCAUCAGCAGAGUAUGUUGCCUGGCUCGGUUCUGGAACCAAUUCGAUAAAUCGGACCUUUCCGUGCCGCUCACCAUUCAGAACUACUCGGACAUCUCCGAGCAGGAGGUGCGAUCCGUGACCAAGCAGGUAUCCUGCCCCACGCUCGCCACUUCGGCCACCGGAGCGCAAGAUGCUGGUGUUAUACCAAUGUACACUGGCGGCUCCCCGACCCGAAGCUCCUUCAGGGCGCGCAGGGAGCCCAGCUACAAGCCCCGGGAGGACUACCAACCUCCUGGGGUGCCUUUCCCCAGCGUCACGCAGUACACGCAGGACUUCAAACCCUGGCCCAUUCCUAAGAAGGACCCUUGGAUCAGUAAUGGGGGUAGUCAGGGGGAAAGGUUGGAGGUGAAUCAAGAGGACAGGAGCUCCUACAGGCAAAAAAGCAGGCCAUCGGUGAAGAGCAACAGGAAAGAACCUGCAGAAUCCCCUCACGUCCCACCUGAGACCAGCUAUCAGGCUGCUUAUAGCACUGAAGCCCAGCGUUCUAUAGAGCCGCACCAGGGAGGCAUCAUCUCUGCCAGCACCAAAAUACAGACCGCCUCGGUCAGCACACUGCAAUCGGGCCCCUCUUACAACCCUCUCGUCCUGCACCGCAUCCAGCGUGACAAGACUGAGCUCAGCAUGUCGGCAAAGGGUCAGGAACAUCUGGUUAGGACCAAGUUGCCGCCAAACCCUUCUGCUGUUUUUCAAAGCGGAUCACGAGCCUUUUAACAUCAGACGGAAGAAUGUCUUCAGAAAUCUAUGCAAGGGAAUGUGGCAGGAGAGGCCCCUGCAGAGCUAAGAUGAUGACAUCACUUGGUGACCCCCUCCCCCUAAAGUCGGCUCUAGUUGCAAUGGAACUGAAUUUGCAUGGGAGUGACUCGCUUGUUUUUUUUUUUUUACAGCACAAGAAACUGAAAGUCAAUUUCCUGAUUGCUCUUAACAUUUUAUUUAAUUGCCUUGUUGGGCGACUUAUUGCAAAAACUAUGAUUUUGUCCAUGUUCAAAUAUAAGUGUGAUGUGAAUGAAAUAAAAAGGAUGAAGUUCUUCUGAUGAUAUUUUUUUUUUGCGGAAUAUUUCUCACAAUAAAAACA
Messenger RNA from Syngnathus typhle (broad-nosed pipefish), 1452 nucleotides. It is a transcript of the gene map6d1, whose product is annotated as MAP6 domain containing 1. The transcript has 3 exons. Gene Ontology annotation, biological process: regulation of microtubule cytoskeleton organization; microtubule cytoskeleton organization; cytoskeleton-dependent intracellular transport. Gene Ontology annotation, molecular function: microtubule binding; calmodulin binding. NCBI's taxonomy places the organism in Eukaryota, Metazoa, Chordata, Actinopteri, Syngnathiformes, Syngnathidae. The record is from RefSeq and is a predicted model, not a curated record. Gene Ontology annotation, cellular component: Golgi-associated vesicle; microtubule; cis-Golgi network. The coding region runs from base 327 to 1091 and encodes 254 amino acids.